ACAGUGAUAAAUUUAUUAUUUUUUAUCAUCAAUUUCGUAAUUUUUUAAAAUCAUACAUUUUUUAAAGUUUCUUCUGAAUUAAUUAAGAGUAAAAUAAAGUUUAAUAUUAAUUAUUAUAAAAUUAUAAUAAAAAUAUUGAAAAAAAAAAUAAUUUUAAUAAUAAUAAUAAUAAUAAUAAAGUGAAUGCAAUGUAGAGGAAUAAAUCCAAAAAUUCUUGGGAGUUUAGCAGCGACAAAUGUUGUAGCGCAAAUCUGCGGUUUCUUUAUUAUAUUUUAUUAACGGUUAUACAUUUAGAUUAUGUCCACAGCCAGAUGGCUAAUGACUGUAUUUAAAUAAUCUUUGGAUUGCACGAGCAACCGGGAAUCGAGUAUAAAGACUUCUGCAGAGCCGUUCGCUUAUCUUAGUUUUGUGAAAACCAAAGGGUCGUGUCAAACUGCUCAUGAUUUCAAAGGCCCUAAUUGUCGUUGGUACGAUGUUGGUACCGAUUAUUUUUGGUGUACCACAAGGGCCCUCUUAUCUACCACCAAGUGGUGGACGGCCAACUGGCGGCGGUACUGGACAUCCUGAUGAUUGGGCUGGGGAUCCAGCAAAUUAUGAGUAUUCAUAUGAAGUUCAAGACGCAGGACUUGGUGUUGAUUUUGGACACCGCGAAAUGCGAAAAGACGAAGAGGCGAAAGGAAGUUAUCAUGUUUUACUUCCAGACGGUAGAACACAAUUUGUUGAAUAUGUUGCAGACGCGGGUGGAUAUCGACCGGUGAUUCGGUAUGAAGGAACGGCGACAUAUCCAGCAUCUGGACCCUCUGGAAAUGAUGAGGGCUACAAAUAUUGAUACAAUCAUGCCAUAUAAGAUAAUCCUUUUCCAAUUCGUUAAAUUAUCACGAUAAAUCCUCGUCUCUUCUGCUACUUGGCUAUUUAUUGUCUUAUAAAAUGUCGUAAUAAAAAAUAAUAAUAUUAACUAUAAAAUAUA
Messenger RNA from Microplitis mediator, 967 nucleotides. RefSeq names its product pro-resilin-like. The transcript is spliced from 3 exons. The coding region runs from base 440 to 829 and encodes 129 amino acids. NCBI's taxonomy places the organism in Eukaryota, Metazoa, Arthropoda, Insecta, Hymenoptera, Braconidae. The record is from RefSeq and is a predicted model, not a curated record. Gene Ontology annotation, cellular component: extracellular matrix.